Messenger RNA from Peronospora matthiolae, 246 nucleotides. The record is from the annotation of a GenBank genome assembly. Lineage: Eukaryota; Oomycota; Peronosporomycetes; Peronosporales; Peronosporaceae.
AUGCGUCCUGGUGCCGGUGGGGAACGGCACGAGCCAAGAGGUCAGGGCCUCGUAGUUAACGCUGCAGCUAGACGACUUUCGAACGCGGCUGCAGCCAGCGGACUUGUCGGUAACCCCGGCUCCGCUGAUGUUAACCAAUCGACACCCGGCGAUUUUUGCCGCGUGGUAUUCGACGGAAGUCGCCGUCCUGACGCCACCGGUGUGAAAUGCCGACGUAUCCGCUGUUCGCCUUCCUGGUUCCGAUGA